GGGGGGAGGGGGCGGGGGGGGCCGCGCCGCGCGAGCCGUUGGGCCUGGCUCGAGGAAGGCGUUGCCGCCGCCGCCGCCGCCGCCGCCGCCGCCGCCGCCGCCAGGAAACCCCAGGAGCGGGCGCGAGCGCAGCGUGGCCAUGGGCCGGAGCAGGGCCCCGCCGGCGCGGCUGGGCGGCCGCCGGUGACAGACACUGAUCUGUCUACCACGCCUCCUGCAUGUCCUGCUGCCCUGAGCUGUGCCGAGCAAGGUGACAGUGCGUCCUGCUGCCACCAUGAAUGAGGUGUCCGUCAUCAAAGAAGGUUGGCUCCAUAAGCGCGGUGAAUACAUCAAGACUUGGAGGCCCCGGUACUUCCUGCUGAAGAGUGACGGCUCCUUCAUUGGCUAUAAGGAGCGGCCGGAGGCCCCUGACCAGACCUUACCCCCCCUAAACAACUUCUCCGUUGCAGAAUGCCAGCUGAUGAAGACCGAGAGGCCACGGCCCAACACCUUUGUCAUCCGCUGCCUGCAGUGGACCACGGUCAUCGAGAGGACCUUCCACGUAGACUCUCCAGACGAGAGGGAGGAGUGGAUGCGGGCCAUCCAGAUGGUUGCCAACAGCCUUAAGCAGCGGAGCCCUGGGGAGGACCCUAUGGACUAUAAGUGUGGCUCCCCUAGCGACUCUUCAGCAGCUGAGGAAAUGGAGGUGGCCGUGAGCAAGGCGCGGGCCAAGGUGACCAUGAAUGACUUCGACUAUCUCAAGCUCCUGGGCAAGGGCACCUUUGGCAAAGUCAUCCUGGUGCGGGAGAAGGCCACCGGCCGCUACUAUGCCAUGAAGAUCCUGCGGAAGGAGGUGAUCAUUGCCAAGGAUGAAGUCGCCCACACAGUCACGGAGAGCCGAGUGCUCCAGAACACCAGGCACCCAUUCCUCACCGCGCUGAAGUACGCCUUCCAGACCCACGACCGUCUGUGCUUCGUGAUGGAGUACGCCAAUGGUGGCGAGCUGUUUUUCCACUUGUCCCGGGAGCGUGUGUUCACGGAGGAGCGCGCUCGCUUCUACGGCGCUGAGAUUGUCUCAGCCCUGGAGUACCUGCACUCGCGAGACGUGGUAUAUCGGGACAUCAAGCUGGAGAACCUCAUGCUGGACAAGGACGGGCACAUCAAGAUCACGGACUUUGGGCUGUGCAAGGAGGGCAUCAGCGACGGGGCCACCAUGAAGACCUUCUGUGGGACCCCCGAGUACCUGGCCCCUGAGGUGCUGGAGGACAAUGACUACGGCCGGGCAGUGGACUGGUGGGGUCUGGGCGUGGUCAUGUACGAGAUGCUGUGUGGCCGCCUGCCCUUCUACAACCAGGACCACGAGCGCCUCUUCGAGCUCAUCCUUAUGGAGGACAUCCGCUUCCCCCGCACACUCAGCCCCGAUGCCAAGUCCCUGCUGGCCGGGCUGCUAAAGAAGGACCCCAAGCAGAGGCUUGGUGGGGGCCCCAGUGACGCCAAGGAGGUGAUGGAGCACAGGUUCUUCCUCAGUGUCAACUGGCAGGACGUGGUCCAGAAGAAGCUCCUGCCACCUUUCAAGCCUCAGGUCACCUCUGAGGUGGACACCAGGUACUUUGAUGACGAGUUCACCGCCCAGUCCAUCACAAUCACCCCCCCGGACCGCUAUGACAGUCUCGGCUCGCUGGAGCUGGACCAGCGCACGCACUUCCCCCAGUUCUCCUACUCGGCCAGCAUCCGCGAGUGAGCGCCCGCCGACGCCCGCGCACACGCACACAGGCCGCCAGCACCGCCGGGCCGCUCGCUCUCUUCCCCCAUCCUCCUCUCUCCCUCUUUUUUAAAAAACAUCUUUUUAUUUUGCCUUUUAGUUUGCGUCCCAAUCGCUCACCUUCUCAGCCCCUCUGAAGCUCUCUCUUAGCCCCUCCAAACCCUCCUCAGCGGCCCCCACAGCCCCGCUCCCAGGCCCUGUUCUGCCCUCCCCUCUGCCCGGACCAGGGCUGGGGAUGCCACCCCACUGGAGAUCCCGGCUUCAGCAACAUAGCCCUGGCAAGGUGCCAAAUGGAGCCAGGGCCACAAAGCAAUAACGACCAGGGCCAGGCCGGACUUGUGGAAGCUGUGAGGGAGGCCUGAGCCCCCUCAUGUGGACAAAGAGCCAGCAGCCGUGUGGGCGGCCCUUAGGGGCGGGGCUGGGUGCUUCCUCCCAGCCCUGACGUACUCUGAGCUGUGCUCCUGAUGGGGGUGAGGCAAAUGAACAUUGGGGGGUUUGUCUCCCUGCCUCUCCCCGGCCCCGUGCCUUACCAGGGCUUCCUUCCAGCUGGCCUUACCUCCUGCUGGACCUCAGGCCUGGCCCCAGCCCCUUCCAAAGGGGAGGAGGGACUGGGAUCACCCCCUUCUCUGCCUGGGACGGAGGGUGCCAGCCUGUUACGCAUCUCGCACCGAGACAGUAUUGGCCCGGGCCUGGGGGCAGGGCUCGUGUCUGGUACUUCCUGAGUGGGGGACCUCUGAGAAGGCGCCUCCCUCGCCCCCUGUCUCUGAGCCCCACAUUCUGCAGCCUUAAGGUGAAUGUGUGUCUGCUGUGGGCAUGUGUGGGGGCCCCGGGCCUGUGCGUGCCAGGGGUGUGAGUAGCAACUCAGCUUCGGGUGUGCGUGUGCGCGCGCGCGCGCGCGUGUGUGUGUGUGUGUGUGUGUAUGUGUGUGUGUGCGCGCGCAUGCGCGCAUGUGCACGUGUGUGAUGGGGGAGGGCUUGGGCCUGGCCCUGGCCCGUGCAUUUCAUCCCUGGGAGGGGUGUGCCUGCACGGGGAGGGGGGGCCUACCUGAGGUCCUCUGUUGUCCUGGCCCGCCCCCAACUCCCCAUCCCCACCCCCACUGCUCCAGGAGUUUGAAUUUAGUUUUCGUGGUUUUGAUCUUCCCACCCGCCUCCUGUACUAGGUAGUUCACAGAAAGACAUCCUGGGGUGGGGGUGGGGCUGGGUUUCUUGGGGAGGG
Molecule: messenger RNA, 2956 nt
Organism: Sorex fumeus (smoky shrew)
Lineage: Eukaryota; Metazoa; Chordata; Mammalia; Eulipotyphla; Soricidae
Gene: AKT2
Product: AKT serine/threonine kinase 2
Exons: 14
Coding region: 275-1720 (481 amino acids)
Biological process (GO): protein phosphorylation
Molecular function (GO): ATP binding; protein serine/threonine kinase activity
Source: RefSeq, a predicted model, not a curated record